Molecule: messenger RNA, 2037 nt
Organism: Ostrea edulis (European flat oyster)
Lineage: Eukaryota; Metazoa; Mollusca; Bivalvia; Ostreida; Ostreidae
Product: UPF0489 protein C5orf22 homolog
Exons: 7
Coding region: 137-1747 (536 amino acids)
Source: RefSeq, a predicted model, not a curated record
UCCGCGAGUUAACACAGUAAAACAAUAUGGCGGCCUCCAUGGUUCGGAGAAACAGAAUUUGAUUUUAUGAAAUAGGUUUUUGGUUUAUUGUACACAGUAACACUGCACAGUCUGACAAUACAAAUCAACUUUAGACAUGGACACAUCCAAAAAGCUGAAAAACUACAAACGUUUACCAUUAUACAUUGUUGAGGAUCACAAUGAGGUCCUCCCAUACGUUCACCGAGCCAUUGGAAGUCACCACCUGCCAUUUUCUAACCUGUUAUUUGUGCAUUUUGAUUCCCACCCAGACAUGCUCAUACCAAAAGAUAUGCCUGCAGAUGAGGUUUUCAAUAAGGAAGCACUUUAUGAAGGCAUCAGCAUAGAAAACUGGAUCAUGCCAUUGGUUUAUGCUGGUCAUGUCAGUGUGAUCCUGUGGGUCAAACCUCCAUGGUGCACACAGAUAGCAGAUAAAAACAUCCAGUUUUAUGUUGGCAAAUGUGCCACAACAGGCACAAUAAGGUGCAGUUGUAAGGAAUCAUAUUUUGUGAGUGAGACUCUGUACCGACCAGAAUCUGAGCUGACAAACAAGAAACUUGUCCAACUGAUUGUGUUUACUCUAAAACCAAGUGGCUGGAAGGAAAUGUCAGACUCCUGCAAAUCUGCUGAACAGAAACAGAAAGGAAAAGAUGGAAGUGAAGUUAUAGAAAUAGAGGGUAAAAAUAGAAACAUAUGUCAAAACAACAAAACAAGUACUGAUAGUAGUUCAUGUGUACUGGGACCACACUCCUGCUCUGCUGUCCAUGAAAACUUGAACAGGGACUGUGAGCAGCAGAAUGAAAACUUAAGGGGGACUAAUGAUGGUGAAUUUCACUGUGGAAGUUUAGUUCAAGCAGAGAUAGAGAAAACUUGCUGUGAUGGUGGAAAUUCCGACAAAUUAUCUGUUUCUGGUAGCACCGUCACUAAUGCUGAACACAGAAUAACAAAUGAAGGGAGGCACACUAGUGAAGCCGAACACAGAAUAACAAAUGAAGGGAGGCACACUAGUGAAACACAGAGAGACUAUGGUGACAGUGCGGGUACCAGCAAGUCCUUGUCGUCUUGUGGUAGUGGCACAUCCACUUCCAGUAACUCUGCAGGUGACAAAUUCAGGGACUCGUUGACAAAUAUCAGUGAGUUAUUGCAGGAAUUCUCAGACAAAACUGUGAUACUGGAUAUCGAUUUAGAUUUUUAUUCUACAAAGAACCCUUUUCUUGAAGUUUAUACACCCUCACAAUACCAGAUUCUGCAAGAGCUUUACUGCUUUCAGGCACCGUCAAGUAAUUCUGAUGAGGAUGUCGAGGAAUGUGUGUUAAAAAGAGAAGAGGAGUUGAAUCGUUUAAAGGAAGAGCUUUUGAAGUUCACCCAGUGCUCAGAACCUAAACUUAAUCAUUCUAAGAGUAAUCAAAUAAAAGCGUUAGUGGAGGACUUGAAAUCUUCUCGAACGAAUGACGAUCCAGUGAACUUUGACCUUCUGCAUGAGGCAGGGUGUACCUGUGAUGAUACCGAACUCCCCCACCAUGUCAGCAGUCAGGAGGAGAUAACUCUGUUGGUAGAUGCUACUCAGGACUUCUUGUGUCACCUCAAACGACCAACUAUAAUUACUAUGGCUAGAUCCAGCGAAGACGACUACUGCCCUCCAGACCAAGUAGAUCACAUCAUGUUCAGUGUAUUAGAAAUUUUACAAGACUUGUACUUGGAGGUAGAAGUUAGUACUGACUAUGAGUGAUCAGAGAAAAUUGCUAAUUAUUAAUAAGUAGCAUCUGAAGUGAUUAACAGCAUACCUCUAGAUUGUUAGGGGUCUCAAGUACAACUCGAAGUUUGAUGGAAUUGAAAAGAAGUUGGAGAAACUACAUUACAAGUCAAUCUGUUAUUGAAUUUAGGUUACAAUUUUGUGGUUUUGUUAUUCUUUUAAAAUAAAAUUACCAAUAGAGGCAUAAUGAUUAUCAGGAACUAAGGAAGUUCUUGAAUGAGUUAUGCCCCUUUAAAAUACAAUACACAAUAAAGCAUAAAAAUGCA